Molecule: messenger RNA, 1764 nt
Organism: Saccharomyces mikatae IFO 1815
Lineage: Eukaryota; Fungi; Ascomycota; Saccharomycetes; Saccharomycetales; Saccharomycetaceae
Gene: MOT2
Product: CCR4-NOT core ubiquitin-protein ligase subunit MOT2
Exons: 1
Coding region: 1-1764 (587 amino acids)
Biological process (GO): protein ubiquitination
Cellular component (GO): CCR4-NOT complex
Molecular function (GO): RNA binding; metal ion binding; ubiquitin-protein transferase activity
Source: RefSeq, a predicted model, not a curated record
AUGAUGAAUCCACAUGUUCAAGAAAACCUGCAAGCCAUCCAUAACGCCUUAAGCAAUUUUGAUACGUCAUUCUUAUCGGAAGAUGAAGAAGAUUAUUGUCCUCUUUGUAUUGAGCCGAUGGAUAUUACUGAUAAAAAUUUCUUUCCUUGCCCCUGUGGUUACCAAAUUUGCCAGUUUUGUUAUAAUAACAUCAGACAAAAUCCAGAACUAAAUGGGCGCUGUCCAGCAUGUCGUCGUAAAUAUGAUGACGAGAACGUUAGGUAUGUCACAUUAUCUCCAGAAGAACUGAAAAUGGAGAGAGCUAAGCUCGCUAGGAAGGAAAAAGAGAGAAAGCACAGAGAAAAGGAACGUAAAGAAAACGAAUACACUAAUAGAAAGCAUUUAUCGGGAACUAGAGUUAUUCAAAAGAAUUUGGUGUAUGUUGUUGGCAUCAAUCCUCCCGUCCCAUAUGAGGAAGUUGCCCCUACUCUGAAGUCUGAAAAGUAUUUUGGACAAUAUGGUAAAAUAAACAAGAUUGUUGUUAAUAGAAAGACACCUCAUUCUAGCAAUGCAACCAGCGAGCAUUAUCAUCAUCAUUCUCCAGGUUACGGUGUCUACAUAACCUUCGGAUCAAAGGAUGAUGCGGCAAGAUGCAUUGCUCAGGUGGACGGAACGUAUAUGGACGGUCGUCUGAUCAAAGCCGCAUACGGUACUACCAAGUACUGUUCUUCUUACUUAAGAGGAUUGCCAUGCCCAAAUCCAAACUGUAUGUUUUUGCAUGAACCUGGUGAAGAAGCUGAUUCUUUUAAUAAAAGGGAACUUCACAACAAACAACAAACGCAACAGCAAGGUGGCGGAACUGCACUACCUAGAGCUAGCAUACACAACAAUGUACCUACAAGUACCACCGGCUCCAACACUAAUCUGCUGAGUGAGCAUUUUACGAGCACACCUUCACCAGCUGCCAUGAGGGCUCAAUUACAUCACGACACUCAUACCAAUGCAGGAACACCAGUGUUAACUCCUGCUCCUGUCCCUGCAGGAUCAAACCCUUGGGGCGUCACUCAAUCAGCGACACCCAUUACAUCCAUUAAUCUCUCCAAGAAUAGUAGUUCCAUAAACUUGCCAACUCUAAACGAUUCCUUGGGUCAUCAUAUUGUCACUACAACCGAAACAACUACUACAACUGCGGCAAUUAAUACGAAUAAUAAUGCUGCAAGUCAGUCUCAUGGUAGCAAGAAGAAAAAUUCUCUUGCUGCAGAGGAGUACAAAGAUCCUUACGACGCAUUAGGGAACGCCGUUGACUUCCUGGAUACUAGACUACAUUCCCUAUCAAAUUACGAAAAGUGCCCAAUAUCUAUCAAAUCCAACAUUAUCGAUGAAGAAACCUAUAAAAAGUUCCCAUCUCUAUUUUCUUGGGAUAAGAUUGAGACCUCUAAGAAGAGCGAUAACACAUUAGCUAAUAAACUUGUGGAGAUACUGGCUAUAAAGCCAAUAGAUUAUUCUGCUUCUGUUGUUCAAUUCCUACAGAGUGUAAACGUUGGUGUAAAUGAUAACAUCGCGAUCGCGGAUAACACGAAAGUAUCCACCCAACCAAUAAGAUUGCAAACCGUUCCACAACAAAUUCAACCACCAUUGAACGUCAGUACCCCUCCACCAGGUAUCUUUGGCCCACAGCAUAAAGUGCCCAUGCAACAACAACAAAUGGGUGAAACAAGUUCAAGAAACUCUUCUGAUUUACUUAACCAACUAAUCAACGGGAGGAAAAUUAUUGCCGGUAAUUAG